This is a messenger RNA of Ipomoea triloba (trilobed morning glory), 1582 nucleotides long. Its product is annotated as DNA repair protein XRCC2 homolog. The coding region runs from base 285 to 743 and encodes 152 amino acids. The record is from RefSeq and is a predicted model, not a curated record. Lineage: Eukaryota; Viridiplantae; Streptophyta; Magnoliopsida; Solanales; Convolvulaceae. The transcript has 7 exons. Gene Ontology annotation, biological process: double-strand break repair via homologous recombination. Gene Ontology annotation, cellular component: Rad51B-Rad51C-Rad51D-XRCC2 complex; replication fork.
UAUUAGGCAAUUCAUGAGCCGAAGAGGGAAAAGAUUUAUGAAAUUACUUGAUUGUUCUUCACAGAAUCACAGCACAUAGUAUAACUAGCCUUUUGUGCGAUGCGGGAAAAUUCAUUCCCAAUAUUAAUUACUUGAUUGUUCUUCCUCUCCGCGCUGGCAACAUCGUCGAGAUCGUCGGCCCUUCGCCUUCCGCCAAAACCCAAAUCCUUAUACAGGCUUCAAUAAAUUGCAUUCUGCCCAAGGAAUGGAAGGGCGUGCAUUAUGGAGGUUUGGAGCGCCCAGUGAUGUUCAUCGACUUGGAUUGCCGUUUCGAUGUUUUGAGCCUCUCAGCUUCACUGAAGCAGCGCAUACUUAAAGCCAAUGGAAAGAGUAUGCAAUGCUUAAAGGAGGCAGAUGCAGAAUAUGACAAAGAAUUAUUUGCAGAAAGCAUGAGACGGUUCUUGUACAUCCGUUGCUAUGAUAGUAUCCAGUUUCUGGAUACACUUAAGUAUUGGAGCUUUUCACUGGAUGGAUCGUGCUUCUGCAUUUAUGCCGCAAGGGAGCAGCAACAGUCCUUUGUUUCUCACAGAAUGCUUGUGCGCCCUUCAGAUAAUGUGUCUAGGAGUGUUUUGGCUGCAACUAACCGUCAAUUAGAGCUCUUAGUCUUCCUUCUCUCAGUGAAACGGAAGCUCAUCCACCUAUUACAAAAGUACGAGGGGAAGUUCAUACUCGAGAAGUCAAAAAUUGUCAAGGAAAAUUGGUAGUCCCGUUUCAAAGAUUUCUCGGAUUUUUACUUCUAUGGCACUUUUCUCCCUCGUGGUUGCAUUUGUAAUAGCUCUUUGAGUGUGGUGAAUCAUUCACCAUCUUCUUCCCAUACUUCCUCCAAACCCAUCCAUCCCAUUCGUCCACCUUCUUAACUGGAACUUCAACCUUCUCAACCGCCACUUGAACCUUCUCAACCAACAUUUCAACCUCAUUCACUUGAAGCUUCUCAUCCUCCAAGCCACCACUUUUUUCAAGACUAUCAGUUUGGGGACUUGGAAGGGACUGUUGAGGUUCCAAAGUAGGAGAAGGGUUGGGACUUUGAGGAACUGGGGUGUCCUUCUCGAUACCCCCCGAGCCCGAGCCAUCAACCUUGUCGAGACUAGUAGGGGGAAUGAUGGUACCCUGAGGAUCUACGAUUGGUUCUCUCGUCUUUCUACUAGUAAACCUAUCAAUAACCUCUUCUAGCCCGAAAUAGUACCUUUCGGUCACUAUGCUAGGAAAAGCACUACCAUUGUCAUGGCUUUGUUGAGGGAGUAAAGGAAUUGAUUGGCUAGGAAAAUCACCAUUAAAAUGUUCAUGAACAUCUUGGCUACUUGAAUUCCCAUUGAGGUUGCUGCAGCCUCUCACCACUGCAGCAAGAUCCCAAUCAUUUUCACCAUCCAUAUUCUCUCUAGCUGGGUUGGGAUAGUGUAUGUUAUGAUGAAGAUUAAUGGAGGAAGGUUAGUUCAUUAUAUAGAGUUGAUUUUUAAUGUGAGAGUUGUAUUGAUUGCUUAGGUUAAAAUCUGUUAAUUAUUUUUUCCAUGAAUCAAAUAUAGUAUAAAGGUUUUAUUUCCUUGCA